UAGUCCUUCGCUAGGAUGUACAGCACGGCAAAGGAUCGCUCCGGCCAGGAGGUUUCGCCACCGGAUUACCCAGUGCAGCAGCAGCGUGCUCAGUCCAAGUCAGAGUAUGGCGUGGAUCCCGAAUCUGUAGAUCGUCCACCGCAACCCGCUCAGGAGUAUGUGCCUUAUAAGUCCACCGAUUCAGCUGUGGAACCAAAGAAAGAACCGCUAAGAACUCAGUUAAACACAGGCUAUACCGAUAGCUCCUCCUACGGCUCAGAUUCAGUGUCCAAACAGCAGCUACGAUCUCAGCCGAAUCCGGAGUACCAGAGCACUGCAGGACCUGCAUAUGAUCCAACUAGGGAUGAGCGCAGCCAACUGCAGCCACAGAGAUCCCAGCCAGCUGCCGAUUACUCUGCAUACGAACGGCAGCAACGACCGCCGCCGAGCACAGUAGACUACACCACCGGCUAUAAUGCACCACCCAAAGAUCGCACCACCCUGUCACGCAGCAACUCGCGACCCACCCUCUCACUCAAUCCCAAGCUCCAGACUAUACCCAAUCCCGAGUAUGUGCGACCACCACAGAACUUUGUCUUGCCACCGCAGAUGCGUGCCGCCGUGGGGCCACCACAGCCGCGUCCACCGUUCGCCGGCGCCAGGCCGAUGGUCGGCAUGGGACCACGUCCACCCAUGCCACCGAACAUGGCGGCCAGGCCACCACCGCUGCGCACCACAGACAGCAAGAGCAACCUGCUAAUGGGUCCACCGAUGCGGCCGGGCAUGCCACCGCAACUCAAUAUGCAGCAGGCUCGUCUGCCCAAUGCCGGCGGACAGCUGAGUCCGCCGGGCCAGGGACCACCAAGGCCACCAGGCGGAUUUCCCUGGAAUCCCGCAGGGGCACCGGGUAUGCCGCCAGGGGCACCGGGCAUGCCGCCUGGGGCACGACCUCCGCAGAAUAUGACGCGACCGCCGCCACCCACUUUUGCACGCCCGCCGCCGGGUCAGCCGCUGCAGGCACCCUUCAAUCGACCGCCCUUCAACCAGCCGCCCAUGCAACCGCAACCGCAACAACCACCACAACAGCUGCAGCUGCAGCAGCAACAGCAGCACAUGCAACAGCAGCAGCAGCAGCAACUACGCCCACUUUCGGCAGCCAGUGCACACAACAACAACGAUGACGACGACGACGUGGUCAUGGGUCCCGCGGUGACCCCGCUCAAGAGCUUCAACCCCAGGCCCGAUCCCAUGGGGGAGCCGCUGCUGGAGGACAUGGAGCCGCCCUUCGAGACGAGCUCCCCAGCCGGGGAAUCCAAAAAGGGGCCCGGCUUCAAGGGUGACAAUGACAGCGGCGUGGAUGAGUCCACUCAGGAGAAGGAUCGCAACGGACCCAACUCGCCCAGUUCGCCCGUGAAAACGCCCACAUCGACCUCAUCGAAGCCGGACAAGUCGGGCACGUCGCGCCCACCGAGUGCCACGCCCUCGAACAAAUCAGCCCCCAAGUCGCGCAGCGCCUCCAAGAAUCGCUUGCUCCUCAAGACCCCCGAACCCGAGCCAGUCAAGAAAGUUCCAAUGAACAAGGUACAAGUGGGACAUGCGCCUUCGCCCAAUCUGAAGGCGGUACGCUCCAAGAUCGGAUCCCUGGACAAUGCCACCUACAAGCCGGGUGGUGGCCACGUGAAAAUCGAGUCCAAGAAGAUCGACAUCAAGGCGGCACCGCGCAUCGAGGCCAAGAACGACAAGUACAUGCCAAAGGGCGGCGAAAAGAAGAUAGUUACAACAAAGUUGCAGUGGAACGCCAAGUCCAAAAUCGGCUCGCUGGAGAAUGCCGCCCACAAGCCGGGAGGCGGGGACAAGAAGAUCGAGACCCUGAAGAUGGACUUCAAGGACAAGGCCAAGCCGAAGGUCGGCUCGACGGCCAAUGUGAAGCAUCAGCCGGGUGGCGGAGACAUCAAGAUCCAAACGCAAAAACUAGAAAUUAAGGCACAAAGCAAAGUUGGCUCUUUGGAUAAUGUAAAGCACAAGCCCGGUGGCGGUGAGAAGAAGAUUUUCGAUGAUAAGGAUUAUUUGAAAAAUGUUGAACACUCUGUUGCACUGACAACACCACCAACACAGAGUCCACUACCAUCCAUGACGGCUUCUGGCGCUGAUGAAAAUUUAAAUCAACAAAGCUAAAUGCCGAAAUGCCCGAAAUGCAUGUCGAGCUGAAUCUGAAAGUGUAUCCGAAUCCGAAUCCGAAUGUGAAUCUAAAUCUGACUCUUUCUUUGCAAGCUAAGAUCGAAACGAAAGUGAAAAAUGAAAACACUGAGCAAGCAGCUAAUUUGAAAUGUACUAUCUAAGCAAAAUCCACACAAAGCAAAACGAGAGUUAUGCGAUAAUUCCCACACACCCUCACAUGCCAGUAAAUGCGAUCGAUCAGAUCAAUUCGAUAGAGGUGCAAGCACGCAAUGAGAUGCAGAUACUCGUACAUCUACACAACCACCAACCACCACCCCAAAUAGAAGCGGUAUUUGGUAUACAAUCGAAAGUAUAUUUGACUAGUUGAGCAAUGCACUCUUAAUCAUCAGCUACCAGACAUGAAUUAUAUAUCUCAAUGUAUUACCAGAACUUCAUAUAUACAUACAAAUAUAUAUAUACAUAUAUAUAUAUAUAUAUAUAUACAUAAAAGUAUCUAAAUAUUUAAGCAAAUUAUACAAGAAUCGUACGAAUAAACAGUAUGCUUAGUUGAAAAUGUUACCACUUGACGUCUAAAUGUUAAACGACUAAGAUAAUGCAGCCAUUUAGAUACUUUUGCGACCAGUGACAAGCAAAACCAAAACCAAAACCAAACCGAACAGAACAGAACCGAUACAGAACAGAUAAAACCACGUAUAAGCGUACUUUUACUAUUAAUUUGUAUCUUAUUAGUCAAGCGCAUCAUUCUCACGAUUUAUUUACACCCUGUUACAAAAUGUAAGAACAAUGGCAAAAUUUAAGCAAAUAAACAAACAAAAAAAACGUUUUUUCAUUUACCAAAUCUCGGCGUUGUUGCACUUAGUAUUUGAAUUCCAACAGCCACCUUUAUCGUAUCGGUAUUGAGAUAGACACUCAAAUCAAAUAUUGGAGAUACCCACAAGUAUCUUAUUUGGCAAGCCACGCCCACGCCGCAAGCGUUCCAACAAAGCCACGCACGAGCACACAUCCUCUACUCUACUACCUCAUUGGAUGCAUUGGUAAUCGAAACAGAUAAAUUUUGAUCAAGCAAAUUCGCAUCUCUCGAGCUGGGGAAUCUGUCUAAACACUCUCUUUCGAUCCCCGCAGUAUUGGAAGGCGCCGCGCAUCCAGCGGGCCACCACACUCACCUCGUCCAUGUCCCUGCCAGCGGAGUGCCUGGUCCUUUCCGUGUCCAUGCCCUCGCUCAACUCG
Drosophila teissieri is the source of this 3384-nucleotide messenger RNA. RefSeq names its product microtubule-associated protein 2 (gene tau). Gene Ontology annotation, cellular component: neuron projection. Bases 16 to 2154 code for a protein of 712 amino acids. Gene Ontology annotation, biological process: neuron projection development; microtubule cytoskeleton organization. NCBI's taxonomy places the organism in Eukaryota, Metazoa, Arthropoda, Insecta, Diptera, Drosophilidae. The record is from RefSeq and is a predicted model, not a curated record. The transcript has 8 exons. Gene Ontology annotation, molecular function: microtubule binding.